Eublepharis macularius is the source of this 7497-nucleotide messenger RNA. It is a transcript of the gene APC2, whose product is annotated as APC regulator of WNT signaling pathway 2. Gene Ontology annotation, molecular function: gamma-catenin binding; microtubule binding; beta-catenin binding. The transcript has 14 exons. The coding region runs from base 1 to 7497 and encodes 2498 amino acids. Lineage: Eukaryota; Metazoa; Chordata; Lepidosauria; Squamata; Eublepharidae. Gene Ontology annotation, cellular component: catenin complex; beta-catenin destruction complex; cytoplasmic microtubule. Gene Ontology annotation, biological process: Wnt signaling pathway; negative regulation of canonical Wnt signaling pathway; cell fate specification. The record is from RefSeq and is a predicted model, not a curated record.
AUGGAAGAGCUGAAAAUGUCUGGAUCGGUAGCGUCCUAUGACCAACUGGUGAGGCAGGUGGAGGCGCUGAAAAAGGAGAAUACGCAUCUCCGCAGGGAACUGGAGGACAACUCUAAUCAUCUCUCCAAACUGGAAAAUGAAACUUCAGAUAUGAAGGAAGUGCUGAAACAUUUGCAGGGCAAACUGGAGCAGGAAGCCAAAGUCAUGGUCUCUUCAGGGCAGAUGGAGGUUCUGGACCAGCUCAAAGCUCUACAGAUGGACAUUACCAGCCUGUACAACCUGAAAUUCCAGCCUCCAGCCCUGGUCUCCGAUCCCAUGUGCCCAGGACACAGCACUGAGGACAGCCCUGCCCACUCAUCCACGCUGCAAAGGAAAGAGAGCCUGGGAGACCUGAGCCGGGCCACCCUGCGGCUCCUGGAGGAGCUGGACCGGGAGAGGUGCUUUCUGCUGACCGAGAUUGAAAAGGAGGAAAAAGAGAAAUUGUGGUAUUACACACAGCUGCAGAGCCUCUCCAAGCGCCUGGAUGAACUCCCUCAAGUAGAGACGUUCUCUAUGCAGAUGGACCUGAUCCGCCAACAGCUGGAAUUUGAAGCCCAGCACAUCCGCACGCUGAUGGAGGAGCGUUUUGGUACAACUGAUGAGAUGGUGCAAAGAGCACAGAUUCGAGCAUCUCGGCUGGAACAGAUUGACAAAGAGCUAAUGGAAGCCCAAGAUAAAGUGCAGCAGGCUCAGCCCCAGCUCUGUGGGAAGUUGCCUGGUGUGGAAGGGGACGGGAGCCUCAAUGUCCCAACCCAUCCCGAAGAAGGGGGGGCUCACCUACGUAGCAAUAAGGUGGAAGUGGUCUUCUGGCUCCUCUCCAUGUUGGCCACCCGGGACAAAGAGGAAAUGUCGCGCACCCUCCUGGCCAUGUCAAGCUCCCAGGAGAGCUGCUUGGCCAUGCGGAAGUCAGGCUGCCUCCCACUGCUCAUCCAGCUCCUCCAUGAAACAGACUGGGAGCCAGGGGCACCGGAGAGCCCCAGUGGCCAAGAAGGAGCUGGGAAGGACUGUCGCAUGCGGGCCAACGCUGCCCUGCACAACAUCGUUUUCUCCCAGCCUGAUGAGGGGCAGGCCAAGAAGGAGAUGCGGGUGCUGCAUGUCUUGGAACAAAUCCGGUCCUACACGGAGACCUGUUGGGAUUGGCUCAAAAUGCACAACAAGGACGGGGCAAAGACCCCUGAGGGAGGCGCAGGUCCUGUCCCCAUUGAGCCACAGAUUUGCCAAGCUACCUGUGCCAUUAUGAAGCUCUCAUUCGAUGAGGAGUACCGCCGUGCCAUGAACGAGCUGGGUGGGCUACAGGCCAUCGCAGAGCUACUGCAGGUGGAUUAUGAGAUGCACAAGCUGACCAGCGACCCACUCAACCUAGCCCUCAGGCGCUACACUGGCAUGGUGCUGACCAAUCUCACCUUCGGAGACGUGGUCAACAAGGCAACCUUGUGCUCCCGCAGAAGAUGCAUGCAAGCUAUUGUUGCACAGCUAGCAUCCAACAGCGAAGAGUUACACCAGGUGGUCUCCAGCAUUCUGCGCAACCUUUCCUGGCGAGCUGACAUGAACAGCAAGAAGGUCUUGAGAGAAGUGGGCAGUGUGACAGCCCUUGUACAGUGUGCCUUACAAGCCAGCAAGGAAUCCACCCUGAAGAGCGUGCUGAGCGCCCUGUGGAACCUGUCGGCUCACAGCACCGAGAACAAAGCUGCCAUCUGCACGGUGGAGGGUGCCCUUGGAUUCCUUGUGAGCAUACUCACCUACAAGUGCCAGAGUAACUCACUAGCCAUCAUUGAGAGUGGAGGGGGAAUCCUGCGGAAUGUCUCCAGCCUCAUUGCCACCAGGGAAGAUUAUCGGCAAGUCCUCCGGGAACACAGCUGCCUUCAGACGCUGCUCCAGCACCUCAAAUCCCACAGCCUGACCAUUGUCAGCAACGCCUGUGGCACCCUCUGGAACCUCUCGGCCCGCAGCUCCAAAGAUCAGGAGCUGCUGUGGGACCUGGGGGCAGUCAGCAUGCUCCGGAACCUCGUCCACUCCAAGCACAAGAUGAUUGCCAUGGGUAGUGCUGCCGCCCUCAGGAACCUCCUUGCCAAUCGGCCCCUCAAGUACAAAGAUGCCAUGGUGAUCUCGCCGGGGUCAUGCAUGCCCUCACUCUACAUGAGGAAACAGAAAGCUCUGGAGGCCGAGCUGGAUGCCAAACACUUGGCCGAGACCUUUGACACCAUGGAGAAGCAGUCCUUGAAAGGCCAAAGUGGCAAGAAGCCAAUGAGGCACAUAGACAGCUUGGUGAAGGACUACGCUUCCGACUCAGGGUGUUUUGACGAUGACGAGGUGCCCAAUGUGUCCAGUGGCACAGAGACAGGGAACGCCUCUGUUCUCUCCAUGUUCCUCAACUCCACCUUCCUCCAAGGCCAGGCUUUGCCCAGAGCCAUUGCCCAAAGGAGAUGUUCAGAACCAGAGAAAGAUGAAAGCAGCAAGCCCUUGGAGACCAGCAAGGUUCCUCCUGUGCUUCUGCCUCCAGACAAUGAAGUCUCUAUGGUGGCGGCGAAGUUGGCGAACAAGAUCUCCACUACUGUAGCCAAGAUAGACAAGCUUGUAGAGGACAUCUCCACUCUCCAUACUUCUUCUGAUGACAGCUUCAGCCUCAGCUCUGAAGACCACUGCCUCGACUGGCAAUAUGGCCCUGAUGAAGUCCAUGAGGCCCAAGCUCAGUCUUGCUCCCCGUGCCGCCUGUCAGACACUAGCAGGUUUGACAAGCGGGAAGGACUUAGCCGGGCUCACACCCUCCUGAGGCUGAAGACAGCCUACACCAGCUUGUCCAAUGACAGCCUCAACAGCAGCAGCACCAGUGAUGGGUACUGCACAAAGGAACAUAUGAAACCAUGCACCAGGACAACUUUCGUGGAUUUCAAAGAUGAGCUGCACCGAUAUCAGAAGCGUCCCAGUCGCCUCGACCUGAAGAACAUUUUGAUCAACAGGCCUGAGAAGAUGGAACUUCCAGAGAGAAAACGGCAAGAUACCAGUGAAGUGGCGGAGAAACUAGAGCCUCUUGAGAAGGCCAAGAAAGCGGACAUCCCUGAAGCUGCGGAGAAGGAAUCAGACUAUAAGAAGGAUCCAAGCAACAACCUGGUUUCUGACCCACAGGUCUACACGAUUAAGCUCUCCCCAUCCUAUCAGCAUGUUCCCUUUGCGGACAAUGUAGAUGGUACUGAUCCGGCAUCUGGAACUGUGGGAUUGCCAGGAGCCCAUCCUUGCUACCCAACUGUGUCAGUACAGAAGCAAGACUGGUUGCCUCCUGGGCUUCUGCAGACCCCAGAAAACCUAAACAAGAUCCCAGAAAAGUUGUCAGCGCUGGCACCCGCUGAACACGAACAACUGCAGAAGUACUCGGUAGAGGAUACACCGAUAUGCUUCUCCAGGUGCAGCUCUCUCUCUUCCCUUUCCUUGGCUGACAAUAUGCUGGAUGGACAGAGCCACAGUGAGAAUGAGAUGGACAGCGACUCUUCACUUGAGAUCAUUGAGGUGGAAGAGGUUGUUGAAGCAGAGGAAGCCCCUAAGGAACAGCAAGAGAAGACAAAAACAGAGACAGAGGCCAGCCCACACAUCUCUCAACCCAUUGCCAUUCCCUUCCCCAAAAGGGAGAAAAUAUUCCUUCAGGGAGUCUCGCCAGCCCGGCAUGAAGACCUAACCCCAUCCAGCUCCUCUGAGAACUACAUCCAAGAGACCCCGUUGGUGAUGAGCCGAUGUAGUUCUGUCAGUUCGUUGGGCAGUUUUGAGAGCCCGUCCAUCGCCAGCUCUAUCCAGAGUGAGCCAUGCAGUGAGAUGAUCAGUGGCACCAUCAGUCCUAGCGAAUUGCCCGACAGUCCUGGUCAAACCAUGCCUCCCAGUCGCAGCAAAACUCCCCUGUUUGAAUUGACUGGCCAAUCAGAGAAAGAGACCAGUCAGUUCAAUAUCCAGUGGGAAAAUAAUGUCAAGAAAUUCAUGGAGAUCACCGACUUCAAGGAGCGUUUCCAGAUGCCCCAAGACCUUGACUCCAUGGUCUACUUCACUGUGGAGAAACCCAAUGAGAACUUCUCUUGUGCCUCCAGCUUGAGUGCCCUGCCUCUCCAUGAACACUAUGUCCAGAAGGAUGUUGAGCUGAAACUUAUCCCCCCGUUCCCCGAGAGAAAUGGCUUGAACUUUGUGAUGCAUGAGGAAGAAAGGGCCAACGAGAGCCAGAGGAAGCCAGAACGGCUGGAGCUGACCUCUGAUGAAGAUAUUGAAAUCCUGAAGGAGUGCAUCAGUUCAGCCUUGCCAUCUCGUUUCCGGAAGGUCCGGACAUCCCUUGUCUCUGGCUUCCCAGGCCAGGUUUUGAAUCCUCAGUCUAAGAAACCAAUGCAUUUGCCAGUCUACAUGUUGGUCCCUGCCAAUUCCCAGUUAGGCAUCCCUAAGCACCGACGGGCUGUGCCUGCCAGAACCAACAAGGAGUACAUUGGUGACGAGGAUUCUUUCACUGACUCGGCAGAAGGAACCCCUGUCAACUUCUCCAGCGCUGCUUCCCUGAGUGACGAGACCCUCCAGUACCCAAUAAAAGAGGAGGAAGACCCGAAGCGUUGCUCUGGGAAAAAGAGGGAGGUGGUAUGGCCGCAAGGAGCUGGACGCAAGAUAGAUGGGCUGCAGCAUGAGCAAGGAAUCUUGCGCACCAGAAGGAUCACUUCCAGCCACUCAACUCCAACCAGGAUGGUUUCCUCCUAUAAGCACAAAACUGGGUCUAACCACACUAGCCCACUUCGUGCAGGCAGAGCCCAAUCUGCUGAGUCCAAGAGAGCACAGCUCCCUCUCAGAAAUCUAGAGCUAACCUUGAUGAGGCAAGGCAGCGUGGGGGCCUGUUCUGAGGGCAGCCGUUUUCAGAAGGAGGCUCCUCAAGAGCACAGCAGCCGCAGCAAUGACAAGAUCUUCCAGUCCCUGUGUCACACCACCCCGACAGAGGAGGCUGUCUAUUGCUUCUAUGAGAAUGAUUCUGAUGACCUGACAGAGUUAGGCAUGAAAAGUUCGCCCAGUAGGAAGGCGUGUGGAGCUGGCAAAGGCCAACGGAAGGAAUGCUGGACCAAGAAGGAGCCCGGCCUCAGUCCCAAACAUGCCAAAACCAAAACGGCAGCCAAGCUCCACAGUAACCUCAUUGCAGAUGAAACUCCACCAUGCUAUUCUCUCAGCUCUUCGUUGAGUUCCCUGAGUGACCUGGAACUCUGUGACCACGAAGAAAGGACUCAACUGUACAGCAGGGCCAACCGCCAGCUGCCCUUGAGCCGUAGACAUGAGAUGGCCUCGGCCUUCUCCAAGCGGAGGGACAGCUCAGCCAGUUCCCUCAGCUACAAAUCUGAUGAUGACCUGCUGCUGAAGUGCUGCAUUGGUUCAGCCAUGCCAAAGAGGAGACGCCACUUGGCAAGGAGAAGAAACGCUGAGAAGGAAUGGAAGGCACCUGGCAUCAAGGAGCGGAAGGCUAAAGACACCCCAGAGGAAGUGGCCUCCGAAAGGGGGUCAGAUCUGGACAGUGUCGAGUGGAAAGCCAUUCAGGAAGGAGCCAACUCCAUUGUGACGUGGCUGCACCAGGCUGCCUCUUCUUUGACCAGGGAGCCUUCCUCAGAAUCUGACUCCAUCCUUUCCUUUAUGUCUGGCCUCUCCAUUGGCUCCACUUUGCAAAUGUCUCUGGACAGGAAGGAAAAGAAGCAAAGUAAAAAGGUCACUGGGGGUCAUGUGGAGAAGAAAGAGCCGCCAAAGGCCUUCCAGGAGGGCAAGAAGGUGAUGGAAACCAGAGCGGCUGGCAGCAGGAACAGCAGAGUGGAGAAGAACCCAGGGCAGCAGAAGCCAGUGACCAAUUUGCCAGUGGUUUUCCGAGGCAGAACAGUGAUCUACAUGCCUAACACGGCGAAAGAUUCACAGAGCCCCAGGUCCACCCCAAGGAAAACAGGAUCACCCACUAAGCAGGAGGCCCCUGCAAAGAACUUCAGCUUGAAUCAGCAGAGAUCGCGAAGCCUCCACCGGCCUGGGAAGAUAUCAGAAAUAGCAGACCUUAUGUUGCCCAAGAGAAGCGCCACCCCACCAGCUCGGAUUACCAAAGCUCCUUCCUCUGGGUCAUCCAGAACAUCCACACCAUCCCAGCCCACUCAGAAGAAGCUAACGUCUCCUUCGCAGCUCAACAAGCAGAUUUCAUCUCGUGAGGUUGGGAAGGCAGUGGGAAGCUCCAUGCCUGGCCCCAACUCCAAACCGGUUCAGAAGUCGCCUGUAUCUAAGCAACACAAGACCCAGAAAUCUCCUGUCCGCAUCCCCUUCAUGCAGAAGCCCAACAAGAUUCUGCCCGCAAGGAGUGCCAUGUCUGUGCUGGAGGAGCAAGUGGGGAGAGAGGGUGGCCAUGAGCCAAAGCCAAAGGGCAGUGGGAAAGGGGCCCUUCAGUCCAGCCGCCUCAGCCUGGUACGCAUGUCCUCAGCAAGAUCUGUCAGCACCGAGUCGGACCGCGCAGGUUUCCUGAGGCAGCUGACUUUCAUCAAGGAAUCAUCCGGCCUCCUCAUGAGGCACCGUGCCGAGCUGUCUUCCUCCGAGCCCAAGCCCUCGCUCUCUCAGGGUGCCUCUCCCCGGAGAAGCAGGCUCGGCUUGCCAACAGUCUUUUUGUGCUCUUCCAGGUGUGAUGAGCUCAAGGUGAACAAGCCAGCAGGACCAAGCCAAAGGCCAGUCAUCUCCCGAGUGCCUCUCCCGAGCCACAGGGCUUCCUUGGGUGCCAGGCCUCCGAGACGAACCAGUUCAGAGAGUCCCUCCAGGCUUCCAGUGAAAACCAAUAACCUUCCACCGGAGCCCUUUAAGCGUUAUUCCUCAUCCCCUCAGAUCAACGUUAUCAAGAGGGCUGGCAGCCCUGGCUCCACCCCCUCUUCCUCCUGCCCCGAGUCAUUGGGUGGGAGGAUGAAGAAUGAGGAACUCUCAAGACCGCCCGUGAUUCCUCCUCUGGGGACUCCAGAGAAACGGUCAGAAGAGCAGCAGCCAUCAGUAAUGAAAGGGACUUGGAAGAGGAUCCGAGAUGAAGACAUCCCCCAUAUCCUGAAGAGCACCCUUCCCUCCACAGCCCUGCCACUGGUCAGCACCUUGGAGGAAGAAGAGACUCAGCAGGCCCAGGCAGCUCUCCAAAGAAAGACCAGUGAUGCUGUUGUGCAGACAGAAGACUUCUCCACUGCCAAGACCAAUUCCAGCACCUCCCCAACACUGGAGAUGCAGGAGAUGCCAAAGGCCUCCUCACUGGAGGGCAGUGAGGCAGAAGCCUUCAACCGGAGCAAGGCUACAGCGGGGCCCAUCCCUUUCACUCAUGAAGGGCCAGCCGGCUCUCUUGGGAACUUCCCACCCAGCAGGCAUGGCUCCCCAAGUCGAGCUGCCCGGGUGACCCCUUUCAACUACAUCCCAAGCCCCAUGGUGGGGUUGACAGUCAACGACAAACAGCUGGAGAAGAUGCAGGCUUAA